Dreissena polymorpha is the source of this 2733-nucleotide messenger RNA. RefSeq lists its product as uncharacterized. The coding region runs from base 169 to 2733 and encodes 854 amino acids. Gene Ontology annotation, molecular function: lipid carrier activity. The transcript is spliced from 23 exons. The record is from RefSeq and is a predicted model, not a curated record. Gene Ontology annotation, biological process: lipid transport. NCBI's taxonomy places the organism in Eukaryota, Metazoa, Mollusca, Bivalvia, Myida, Dreissenidae.
AGCCUUGGAGUGUUCGGUUUUCGCUGUUUAAGAACACUUUGUCGCCGGGUAGUGUGUUAGAACAUUUACAUGUCGGCUUAAAUAUUUCGAUAUUAAUGUUUAUAUUACCUUCCAUAAAGUUCUUGAUUUUAAAAGUGAUAUUCUGUCUCAGAGUUUGAUCUAAAUAAGAUGGGCUUUACAAAAUUAGCCCGAUGCAUACUUCGGACGUUAAUGGUAACGUCAUUGAUGUCUCUGAUGGCGUCAGCCGUGUAUUUCGAAUACGGGUACGAUCAUCACUACACUUACUCGUCCGAAUCUGACGUCUUGGGGAUGCACAACCUAACUUCAGUAUUUAAGUUCAGGAUUCGGUCUGUGAACACGACCUCGGGAGGCGGUGUCCUACACCAGUUGAUGGUCGAUAGUUUCGUCCAGCAUUCCGAAAACGGGUUUGCUGAAGACAACCCGUUGAAGUGGAAUCUCAAUAAAAGGUUUUACUUCACCAUCAGCUCCGCGGGUCUAGUGCAUUUUGUGCAUUUUCACCCGCAAGAAAUCCAAGAGCUUAUCACGCUCAAGAAAGUCCUUGCGUCGACCUUGACCACUCGAGUGCAGUUUCAAGACGGCCAAUCAUGGACAUACGACUCGAUGGAAGAAGAUCACGCAGGUCAUUUGGAACACUCAUACGAGGCGAUCAGGACGAGCGAAGGCUUGAAGCUAGUCAGGUCACACAGGAGUCUGACUGACGUACACAGAAUGCACUAUAAGACGACCCAUUUGGACGAUCUUCUGACUCCGCAGCUGGUUGAAGCCCAUGAUAACAUCACACUUCAGCACACCCCGAACACGGUUAACUUGCACACGGUCGAAGGUGCUGCCAACAUCGAAGAAAAACAGGACGGAGAGUUCCCGAAGAUUUCCUCUAUAUCGAGAAGCCAAAUGAAACUCAUGUUGAAAAACAAGCACAACGAUCCUGCCACGGACCACUCACUGCACGAGAUGCAUCAGGAUUCUAUCAGCGUCAAACCGAAACCGGAGGAAAAAGUUCCAUUGUCACAAGUUGAUGCGGACAUUCGGAAGUAUAUCACGUGCGUCCAUUUCUACACCAACAAAUUCGACCGUAACCGAACUGAAUGCGUGCAUCAGCUCCGGGGAUUGAUAACCUCCCUUGAAAGAGAUGACUUCCUGACACUUGGUCGUGAAGCGUUAACACGUACGUGUGACGUCAAUGACACGGUAUGCGUAGACGAGAGGAAUCUGUUCAUCGACCUAAUUGCACGUGAAGGCAGCGCCGAGGCCCAACUGCUGGUUCUGGAGCACGUGAUGUCACAGCCCAAUGUGACCGAGGAGGACAUGAGGAGAUGUCUCUUUCAUGCCAUCGCCCUACAGAACCCCGUGACGGAACUGGUGAGUCAGGUGGAACAAUUGUGCUUUGAAGACGACCAUGGGCUCGGUGAAACCCCUGCUUUGUCGAAGACCCGGAAGAGGGCGUGUCUGUCCUUGGGGGCCAUGGCCAAGUCCCUGCAUGACCGCAACACCACUGAGUCGGACAGGAUUGUGGAGCGGAUAGAGAACUGGCUCGACCACCACAACGAAACCAAGUCCAGCGACAUAAUCAAACCCCGCCGUCGUCGGUCCAUCGUACAGCAUGAUACGCCGGCUCUGAAGCAUAUCGAAACCAAGAUGGUUCUCCUACAAAGUCUUGGCAACGCCGGGAAACAGCGGUCAUUACGUCACAUCCUGUCGUACAUGAAGCCGAAUGUGGGCGUCACAGCGUGGCGUCGAGCGGCUAUAAACGGGCUCAGACAUUUCUCUUGCAAUAGGAGCGCGGAUGCAUUGUUAACGAGUAUUAUAUACGAUAAUGACGAGGUAGUGAGGAAAACUGCCCAUCAUGUGUUCAAAAGGCACCCAAAGGCAGACGACAGAAACUUUACUAUUGAGCACGAGACCGAAGUGAUCAGCAAGAAUUACACCUAUCCUAUCGUGAGUCGUGUCCGAAGAAGCCUACUUCAGGCGCUGGAACAAGGAAUCCAGGUGACGAUCAAGCCCCCUGGUAUUGACUGGCAGAAGACGGUGGGAAGCAGCAGCAUAGGGGCGAGCUUCGGCCUUGUCAUGCGGAAUAUGCUGGAUCUAAAAUUAGCUCUACUGAGCGGCCAUUUUAUGGUCGACAUGUACAACGGAGCCUUCGCGGAGGCGCAUGUAGGUUUCAUAGGCUACAAUGUCGACAUCGUCAAGGCGUACGUGUGUUUCAAGGGCCACAUCAGCUAUGACCUGAAUGAUUUUGGUAUUAACAGUCUGUCCGAUCUGGUGAAAAUCUUUGACAAAAUUAUGGACAAAAUUGUCAAACCUAUCGUGAAUGGUGUAAAAGCAUUCAAGCAAUUACUGACCAUGUUCAAGGAUGGUAAGUCGAUGACACAGGUUGUCAACGAAAUCGUGGACAUUGUUAAACACCUCCCAACUCGACUCGGUGAGGUGGCAAGCCGUAUGCGAGACUUUGUGAAGGAACUCUAUAGCAUAAGCGCCAAUAUCGUUGUCGAAGAGAUCAAGGGCAUUGUGAAAGAAAGUAGCGAAUUCAUAGAAGGGAUCAAAAAGGAUGCUCUCAAAUUCUACAAUGACGUUGUUGAUGCUGUUACGAUUGCAUUGCCCUACACAACUAAGAAGAUCAUGGAUGCCGUCAACACAAUCGUGGGGAGUAUCGGGAAACUCUUCAAGAAUCCCACGCAGGCAAUCACAGUGAUGUCCAGGGCGAUAACAGAGUAA